AUGCCUCACAUUGCACAGAAAUCUCAUGCUCUCUUUGCCACCAUUUUUGCCUCAUAUCCUGACCUGUUCGAUGAGGAAGCAUGGCAGCAGCAAUUUGGAUUCCCCGGGUUUGAUGCGGAUCACAUCUCGAAUGUAAAAAAUGAAGAGCUCCCUGCAGUCUGCGAGUUUCUGAAGCACGUCAGAAAUCUCCCCUUGGACGAGGCUAUAACUUGCAUCAAUACGAAGGGUGCCGAUGCAUUUCUCCAAGGCCAUACCACAUACCACCACUGGUGGUCGAAAUCGCGCAUGGUGUCGAAGCUCAGAAUCACGCACAACCAUGAUAUUCUCCAUGCUGGUAUCAACAUCAAGGCAAUGUAUCGGGUAGCUGCGAAGAAAGGGAACGCAAAAUUCGUCACGCUUAUGAUGUUUGGAUCAAAGGAGGCAGAAAUUGCAGAAAGCAUGUUUGGCAGAGCAUUUGAGGAUAACGAGUCGGGUUGUAUGCGAGAGGAGUUCCAGCAACUCAUCCACUCAUUGAUAUUGGACUACAUUGAACGUCAGUGGAAGAAUCACCACCAGGCAGAAACAUGCAGACUUGAGGCGAAGGGGGAACUCGAUGCCAUGUGGAAAUUGUUUGAAUCUGGCAAUGGCCAAAUCAACCUGAAAGAUGCAAAGAAGAUCUUGAAUGCUCUCGAGAAAUAUGAAAAGUACAUUGGUUGGGAGGCAAUGGAGCAGGAUAAGGCUGCAUUGGCAGAAUAUGAGCAGAGGAAGGGUGAGUUUGAACAGGCACUUUCGAAGGCAGAAGCUCAGGAGGAGGAGUUGAAGAAAAACAAAAAGAGUUCGCAGUACAUCCUUGGACGUAUGAUGAAUCGAAGAAUCACUGUUAUGGCCACUGAAGAGGAAAUAGCAGCGCUCCAUGAGGACCUUGCUUCUCAGCUCGAGAGCAUUGAAAGCACACGCAAUAGGGAGGAGGCCGAACAACAUGACAUCGACAUCAAUCCGGGCCUUCCUUCGCACCCUGGUCUUAUUGGGUGGGAGAAAUGGAAGGAAUGUGGGGACCUGGGGGUAGAGUCUUGGUCAAAAACUACUGAUAAGGUGCUUGCCGAAAUGCUUCGAUGGGACAAUAGCCAUCCCGAUGAAUUUAACCCAUUCAUUAACGCUUCCCUCACUGAUUACUGGGAAAACCCUGACUAUGCCACCAAGAUUCCUCCUGGUGGUGAUGAAGACAAUGAGGUGAUGAACAUCUUGUGGCAUCAAAUUGUUGGUAUAACAGCAAUGGUGAACAUGCUAUGGACGACAAAAUUGGAUGAUGAUGGUGUCCCAGGAAUCCUCCUUGCCAAUGAGGUGGGUCUGGGCAAGACUGCCCAAAUGAUGGGAUUGCUGGCAUUUAUAAUGUCAUGCUAUCAGGCACAGAAGCUCGGCAAGGAACUGCCCCCAGUGCUUGCACAAUUGCCAUAUUUCUGUGGUCGUAAACAGAUUCCUGAUGUGCCGCAUCUCAUUUUGGUCCCUGGGACCAUUAUAGAGCAGAUCGUGGGCGAGUUGAAGCGGUGGUUCCAUUCUCAUGUCAUCGACAUUUUUGUAAUGCUGACGAUGGAGCAGAGAUGGGACGAGUUCAACAAGGCCAUUGAUUCAUCGAAGCAGGACAAAUGCAACAUUGUGAUCGUUGCAAGCCAUAGUAGUGUCAGUCAGUUAGCACAUCGCAAUUUGUGGAUCACAAAGUCUAAGACUGAAUUGGUGUCUUCUCUGCGUCCUGCUAAGACAAAUUCAUUGGGUUAUGAGCCGAUAUGGUCAAGGAGUUUCUGCAGUGUCAUCGUCGAUGAAGCACACAACUUCCGGACACCAAAUGCUGCCUACCAUGGCAUGAAUCGAAUUAUGGAAAAUAUCUGCAUGCGCCUAAUUGUGUCGGCAACUCCACUGUACCAGUCACCUCAUGACCUAUGCAACCUCGCAAGACUUAUUCAUUUGAAGGCAUUCAUAGGUAAGGCAGCUGAAUCGCUCGAGAAGGAGAAAGUCAGAGAGCUGUCAAAGAUGCGGAGGGAUGUCACCAAGGGCAACAAUGGCGAUGACGAUGCUCUCACUGUGUUCAACACGAAUGCCUUGAAGGGCAUUGAUGGUAGAAAUCCAUACAAAGGGGUGUACGAUGCUAACAAUGACUGGGUCAUUGACAUUCAGGCUCGCUAUGAAGGACGUAUCAUUCAACGGGCAGUAACAUCAAUCAAGUACACUGACCCCCCAGCUGACAAGCCUAUCAUGCUGUUGAAUGAACUCCCACCAUACAAAAAGAUUGAAGUGAUGGUAAGCAUGGCAGAUGCUGAGAAACGGGAGAUGGACAACCAGAUGUCAAAGUGGAGCAGUGAUUCAAAGGCACAUGGAGCUGUUGAUGUCAUGGAUGCCAGGGCAUUUUUGCUCAAUUACCGGCUUGCUGUAGCAUAUCUGCAAUCUCAACACGAUCCUGACUAUCUGUCAAAAUCUGGCAAGAAAAAGUUUCCACCAUUCGAAAGUCUUGAAGAGUGGGAAAAGUAUCCAGGAGCAAAGCUCAAGGCGACGUUGAGAUUGUGCAAGCACUAUUUGUCUGAUGACAAUGCGUCUCCACCAUAUAUUGAAGAUGGUCACCUCAUUUUCCCUGAUCCUCCUGCAAUGGCAACCGGCGAUAAGAAGAAGAGGACUCAGCAGAUAAAGAUCCUUAUCUUUCAUGAGUUCCCUAUGAUGGAUGAACUCAUCAUGUCGGCCUUCAUUAUGAAUGGCAUUAAAAUCUUGUCACUGAAUGGCUCCAUGAGGCUCACGGCAUGUCAACAGGUGGUUGAGAAAUUCCUUCAUCCUGAUUCAGAUGUUCGUGUGCUUCUCCUCAGCCAGGUAGGUAGCUCUGGGCUUAACCUGAUGAGAGCUUCUGUCGUCAUCCUCUUCGAUAUUGGUUGGACUGCCAUCCAAGAAGAACAGAUGAUUGGUCAUGCCCAUCGUCAUGGGCAAAAGGAAACUGUUUACGUCUUUCGCCUUAUCACGACAGACACUAUUGACGUCUUGAUGGCUCAACACUCUGGUUCAAAAGCCCAGCAGCUUCAGCAUUUCUUCAAGAAGCCUGAUUUUAAUGUCUGUCGAAACAGGAAGGCAUUCCGGCUGCUGUACAAUUGUGAUGUACCAGCAGAUGCUCCUGCUGCAGCUGAUGGAGAAAGCGAUAACGACGAUGACCAGAGCACCCAGGAAAGUGCCGUUGAACAGCCUCCUGCAAAAAAAUGCAAGACGAAUGGCAAGAAAACGGCGAAAACAAAGGAAGUAGAUGUCAUCGAUGAAUCCCGCCAUCAUCGUAAAGUGCCAAAGAAGGUGCCAGAGGAUGGAAACAGGGAGGGAGCUCCUGCCACCAAGGUACAGAUGACGAUGCAGAGAGGAUCCAUAGAUGAGGCUGGACCAUUGAAUACCCAGUCAAAGCCCAAGCCCAAGCCCAAGCCCAAGCCUAUCACAAAGCCAGCACCGAGUGCACCACAGAAUCCCAUCGAGGAGGGUAAUGCACAACCCACUCAAUGUGAAUCUCAGCCCUCGGCCCCCUCUGCUCCAUCAUCCCCUCUUCCUCAUCCUGUUGUCCCUUCCUCCACCCCUGUAGUUAUACCACCACCAGGGCAUGGAAUGACUGCCAUCACUGCCCCCUCCAGCAAUAUUAUCUUGACACCAGAUGCUAAUGAACCAAUUAGCAAUGACGAGAUAGAAAGCUAUGGGGGCACUGCUAGUGGCAGUGCUUCACAACCUCUCGAUGAUCUUCUUGACUUCGAUGACCUAACUCCUCUGUCUUCCAAUGCCCCCUCGUCUCUGUCAACACCAACCCCAUUGCCUGGCAGGAAGAAGUCCAUUUCAACUGCACCAACAGGCCUAAUAUGCAAGAACCAGCAUGGAGGCGUUGAGGUCAUUUUUUCUUUCGGGGAUCAGGACAUACAAGUAGCUUGUUCACCGACAAUGAAGACUAGGAAGAAGCAGGAGGAGCAGAAGAAGCAGGAGCAGAAGAAGAAGAAGAAGAGGAUGAGUACAAUGAUGAGGAUCAACAUUGUGAUGUAUCCUGGACACCUCCUUCUGUUGGUGCCAUUAGACACCGGAUAUCUCGUCAAAGCAGAACAGAGGGAUGAAGAGGAUGAUGCUCAUGGGUCAUCCCAUCGAAGCACCCCGGGGCCAUCCUCUAGUGACGAGGAUGAUGGACCUCUGCACCAUCGACAAGGAGAAAUCAGACAUGGAGAAUGGGAUCCAGAUGAUGAUGUUGAUGGGAAUAGCAUUCGCAUUCAGGGUGUCCACACAUCAAGAGAUGUCACAUUGGGGGAGUUCGUUCAAGAAUGUAGUCAACUAUGGAUGGAUCAGAAUGUUUCAACAAGGAGCAUCGCAUGUCGUGGAAAGUAUCUCCGCUAUGUAUUGUGUGGGGAAUAUGGCGAGGAUCAUUACAUCAAUCUCACCAUGGCUGGAGCUGACCUGCCAGAACCAAAAGUGACAUUGAUGAGGGACUAUGACUCGGUCAUUGCAAUCUGUGAUUGUAUUCCAGAUCUGGGAAUGCUGAUUGAGUUUGCUACUACAUAUCAGCUGACGAUGUCAAUGCAAGGUGGUAUUAAUAUCCAAGCACCCUUCAAAAUUGUCAAUCCACAGAAUGGCGAGCUCACAACAAAUCCUAUGGAUCCAGGAUGUCUUCCAAAUGUCUUCCUUGCCAAAGUCACCCAUCAUGCAUCAUUAUAUAUCCUGCUGCUGAAUUUGGUUCGAAAUCUCAAACAGCAUGAGGGAACCCCUUCAGUUUCUAUCCAGGAGUAUGCUGUGCUCUAUGAAAUAUUCAUCCAAUCAGCAGUACGUUAUCAGGAUAUGACAGCGGCUCAUCUUCCUGCUACCUACAGUUCAAAAUUGUUUCAGGCAGGAAGUGGGCAGAGUCAUCAGAUGAGAAAGCUAACAGAGUUGAUCCCUAGUGAAUAUGUGGAGCGAUUGCUAGGAGAUUUCAGUGAACGACUGGAGCACCAUUCAGAUGGAUGGGGGAUCGGGCACCGUUUUUUGCUUCAGUGGCGAGGGAUCAACGCAUUGACAGUGCAUGACCCAAACAAUGCAACCGAGCGAGAAUACUUCCUGCACCAGGACCAUGUAUUCAAUGCUGACAUGUUCAGUACUCCUGGUGAUGAUGUCUUUGUUGAUGUUGCACUUGAACUGUCUGUGAAGGAGGGAGCAGUUAUGUGGCGCUCUGACAGCCAUGCAGUCAUGCUACAGAGACUACUGCAAAUGCAUCAGACCAAAGCUGACAAGUGGAUGCAUUUCGGUUACUACAAUUACAAACAGGAUACAUAUGCACAUCUCACCUCUGUCGCAGGAUGUCACAUCACAACACAUACCACACUGCUCGGACAAUUCAAUGCAACCUUUGUCCAGAUGUACACAACCGAUAAAUGCCUUACCUAUGACAUGCAGGCAAGCAAUAAUGCCAAGUUCGUUACAGCAGUUAAUCUGAUGAAGAAGUCAAAGUACACGUACAAUGAGUUUCUUGGGAAAUUGUACAGUGUCUUCGCAGAUGCAGCAUGGCAUAAUGAUUGGCAGAAUGAAGAGCACAACAUGGACAUGCGACACUGUUACUAUCCAGUCAUCCUGACAUGUCUCGUCACAUUUAUGGAAGAUCAUCACAUGAUCCUUCCAUGCAUGCGAAAGAGAGACAGGACGGAUGAGCCAGGACCAUAUGCAGAGGGAGGACUCUGGUGGAUUCUGAGCAGUGUGAUUGCAUGGCCAACACGGAAUGGAGGUGAUAGUUGCAUGAAGCAGCGACAGUUGGUGGAAUGGAAGCCAAUGGGCCAGGUCAUAGGGUGCACAAGGAAAGCCAAGGGUCGACCUGAGGAGCCAAUGCCGAAGACAGAAAGGCUAGCUCGACGGAUAGAAAUGCCAGAAAAAUCAUAUGACUAUGGGCCCAAUCUGCCACCAGAGGACCAGAUAUAUGAUGAACAAUAUCUGGAGCAUGCCGGGACAUUUCUAAAUCAAGUACUACAGCAAUAUGUGUCUGACAUGCUGCAGAAGGUUGGAUGGGCGAAAUGUGGAUGGGAACAUUCUCCUCUGACACAGAAUGAACGGUGGAUGGUCGACAUCCAUAUCAUGAAAGAAAAUGAUCUUGGAGGAGUGUUGACACAUGCAUGA
Guyanagaster necrorhizus is the source of this 6099-nucleotide messenger RNA. RefSeq lists its product as uncharacterized. The record is from RefSeq and is a predicted model, not a curated record. NCBI's taxonomy places the organism in Eukaryota, Fungi, Basidiomycota, Agaricomycetes, Agaricales, Physalacriaceae. The transcript has 19 exons. Gene Ontology annotation, molecular function: ATP binding. Bases 1 to 6099 code for a protein of 2032 amino acids.